AUGGCUGUCGUCACUACUGAGCUGAGUUCGGGUUGGCAAUGCAGACAAUCUGACGACGGCUCUGUGGACGCAUGGCUUCCGGUGUCGAAGGUUCCAACCACAACUCAUCUUGUUCUGCAAGAAAAUGCGAAGAUUCCGGACCCCUUCAUCGACAUGAAUGAACUGGCCGUGCGGUGGGUCGCGGAGAAGCCGUGGACCUACAAAACGACAUUCCCCUCUCCGACAAAUAGACAGCCUGACGCAAGGACGGACUUGGUGUUUGAAGGCCUCGACACAUUCGCCACGGUAACAUUGAACGGCCACAAGAUCCUCGAAGCAGACAAUAUGUUUCUCGAGUACCGCGUUGACGUCACGAACUUCCUCCUAAAACCCUCUUCCGACAGUGUCCUAGCCGGGCCAAACGUUCUGGAAAUCGUCUUUGACUCGGCCCUCCUCCGUGGCCGUAAGCUCGUCAAACGGCACUCACAUGAACACAACUUCAUCGCCCAUCAGACCGAGUCGAGUAGAAUACCCGUGCGGAAAGCACAGUGCCACUGGGGAUGGGACUGGGGUCCUAUCCUGAUCACUUCGGGGCCAUGGAAGCCCGUUUUGCUGCAGACAUAUGUUGUUAGAAUUGAUGAUGUCUGGUUUCAAGGAGAGGUAAGUGAGGAUCUGAAGGCCGUGAAAGGAAAGUUAUUCUCCCGCGUAAAAUGCGAAAAGCAAAGGACGCAGGAGGGGAGUGUGGUCGAGUUAUCAUUAUCUCUUGACGGUAAGGUCCUGCUCGAGUUACAGGCCCCCAUCGACAACGACGGCGUCGCUACCGCCGAAUUUCGACUCGAGCGCCCUGCCCUCUGGUAUCCUCGUGGUUAUGGCAAACAGUGCCUUUACGAGCUCGAAGCAACACUACCUACGAAGGGCUCCCAUCCUAUUUCCAAGUCCAGGAUGAUUGGGUUCCGACGGUGCGAACUCAUACAGGAGCCGGACGAGUUUGGAAAAUCUUUCUAUUUCCGCAUCAACAAUGUCGAUGUCUUCGCGGGCGGCUCGUGCUGGAUUCCUGCGGAUAGCUUCAUCCCAAGAACUGGGGAGGACGGAUAUAGGAAGUGGAUGGAACUGAUGAUUGAAGGCAAUCAGAUCAUGACAAGAAUCUGGGGUGGGGGAAUCUACGAAGACGACUCGUUCUACAAUGCCUGUGACUCCCUGGGCAUCCUUGUCUGGCAGGACUUCUGCUUUGCCUGCGCCAGUUACCCAACCUAUCCGUCUUUCCUCUCCCAAGUUGAACAAGAAGCGCGAUUCAACGUCCGACGUCUUCGCUCCCACCCCUCGCUGGCCAUCUGGGCGGGGAACAACGAAGACUAUCAGAUCCAGGAGAAACAUAACCUGGAAUACGACUAUGAAGGCGACAAGGAUCCGCAGUCGUGGCUCAAGACCAGCUUCCCCGCGAGGUAUAUCUACGAGUAUCUUUUGCCGAAGAUUGUGCAAGAGGAGAGCCCAGGCGCAGCAUAUCAUCCAAGCAGCCCUUGGGGCGACGGGAAGAAGACAUGGGAUCCCACUGUGGGAGAUAUCCAUCAGUGGAAUGUCUGGCACGGCUCUAUGCGCCGGUACCAAGAGCUUUCCACUAUAGGCGGGCGCUUCGUGAGCGAAUUCGGGAUGGAAGCGUACCCACACGUCUCGACCAUCGUCUCUGCCAUCGCCACGGAUCCGAAGCAACAGUACCCCGGCAGCAUGCCCAUGGACUACCACAACCGAGCCGUCGACCACGAACGACGCCUCCUCACGUACGUCGCCGAGAACUUCCAGAUCAAAUACGACCUGCCGAGCUUCACGCACCUGACCCAGGUCAUGCAGUCCGACGCCGUGGGCUUCGCGUACCGCUCGUGGCGCCGCGAAUGGGGCACACCCUCAAAGGGGCAGCAGAAGAGGAAAUGCGGCGGCGUUCUCGUCUGGCAGUUUAACGACACCUGGCCGACCAUGUCCUGGGCAGUGGUGGACUACUACCGCGUAAAAAAGCCUUCGUUCUACGCGAUCAAGCGAUCCCUAAAGCCGCUGGCCGUGGGCGUGAGCAGGCCGUUUCACGAGUGGACUUCCGGCCACGUGGACCCGACUGGGGCGAUCAGGGAGAACAAAUUUGAUCUCUGGGUCUGCAGUUCGCGGACGGGCGAGGAUGUCAAGGCGGGCGUGGUUGUGCGGGCCAUUUCAAUCAAGACUGGGCGCGAUGUGGUCGAUCCGAUCAGGAAGGACGGCGUCACGGUCAAGGCGAACGGCACGACCGAGAUACUCCAAGGAGGCGAGAUAUCCUUGGCCUCCGCCUCCGCCGCUCGUGAUCCUGAUCCGACGACUGGCAUGUCAUUCUUCGAUCUCCGCGCCUGGGAUCCCUACGUCAUCCACGCUUCGCUCCUCGUCGACGGCCGCGUCGUCAGCAGCGACACCAGUUGGCCCCAUCCGAUCAAGUACCUCGACUUUUCCGCCCCGAGGGACUUGAAGGUCCAACUCUCCACCGCCGAGGGAAAGGACGGAGGAGUGACAACAGCCACGGUCACAGUCUCGGCGACGAAGCCCGUGCACGGCUUCGUGUUCCGCGAGGGCAGAGACGGGGCCACCUUCAGCGACAAUGGAUUCGACGUCGUGCCUGGGGAAGAUGUCGUCGUCGAGGUCGUCAGCGGUGGGACCAGUCCCGAGAAGCCGCUCCGGUGGACUUAUAUCGGAGCGGAGAGUGCAUCUAUUGGUCUUUGA
Molecule: messenger RNA, 2709 nt
Organism: Cladophialophora psammophila CBS 110553
Lineage: Eukaryota; Fungi; Ascomycota; Eurotiomycetes; Chaetothyriales; Herpotrichiellaceae
Product: beta-mannosidase
Exons: 4
Coding region: 1-2709 (902 amino acids)
Biological process (GO): carbohydrate metabolic process; glycoprotein catabolic process
Molecular function (GO): beta-mannosidase activity
Source: RefSeq, a predicted model, not a curated record